GGAGCCUCCCGGCGGCUCCAGCGGAGCCUCGGGCCGCGGGCGGGGCUCCUCUCCGGCGGGCGGCUGCGGGAGUCUGGGGGCCGCCGCUUCCCCUCCGGGUCUGCGGAGGCGCCUGGCCCCGCCUCCCCGCUGCCACUGUCGCUGUCGCUGUCGCUGUCGAACAGAAACCCGGCCGUUGCCUGCAGGAGCGGCGGCAGCCGGCGACCCGGCGGUGAACAGCCUCGGGCGCGGCCUCACCUCGCCGGCAUCAGCACCGCGGACAGCACAGCGGCCGGACUCAGGACCUAGGGGCCCGCCGGGCCGCCUGCCCAGGGCGCCCGGGCCGGAGGCGCCCCUGUCAGCACUACGGACAGCGCACCGGGUUCCCGGCCCGAGUCAGCACGGCUGACAGCCCCCUUGACCAGCCCCCCAGCCGGCUUGGAGCGGUCAGCGCCCUCAGAAUAUGGCCACCGAGGUUUUUCGGGGAUCGUUCGAGACAUCUGCUGGGGUAAACUCUACAGUCCGGCUUCCGGAAGAUCUUCCUGGAGCACACGUGCACAAUCUGCAGGAACUCCGGCGAAGCGCAUCCCUGGCCACCAAGGUCUUUAUCCAGAGAGACUACAGCGAUGGGACCAUCUGCCAGUUCCAGACCAAAUUCCCUCCCGAGCUGGACAGCCGGAUCGAGCGGCAGCUCUUUGAGGAGACUGUGAAGACCCUCAACAGCUUCUACGCGGAGGCUGAGAAGAUUGGGGGCAGCUCCUACCUGGAGGGCUGCCUGGCCUGCGCCACGGCCUACUUCAUCUUCCUCUGCAUGGAGACCCACUACGAAAAGGUUCUCAAGAAGAUCUCCCGCUACAUCCAGGAGCAGAAUGAGAAGGUCUUUGCCCCCCGAGGCCUCCUGCUCACGGACCCCGUGGAGCGUGGGAUGAGAGUUAUCGAGAUCGCCAUCUACGAGGACCGGUGCAGCAGCGGCAGCUCCAGCAGCGGCAGCAGUGGCAGUGGCAGCAGUGCUGGGGGUGGCGGGGCGGGGGCCCGGUGACUGGCCGAGAGUCCCUGCAGGGAGGCGUAUGGCAGGACUGAGGGCCUUGCAGACCUUCGGCGGCUGCGCUACCAGAGCACCCGCUUCUGAGUCAUUCUGUGGGCCCACCUGCUGCCCCGGGUGGGAGGCCCACAUCUGACCGGUGUUUCCCAUAGGCCGUCCGCCGCACCCCCUGCCCUUCCCCCCGGAAGGACGGUCCGCUUCCCUAUCCGGCUCUUCCCCAUAGGGCUGGUCUGGGUCACACACAGGCUAGGGUGGGGACAGCACAAUUUGGACAGCCCUUGCUUCUGCAGCAACUCUUCCAAUACCCCAGAGAGGGCCCAGCUGUGUCACAGAGCAUUCCCAUCCUGCAUGAUUCCUCACCCCAAGUGCCACGUCCCUGAGGGCUCUUCCCUCGGGGCCCCGCUCCCCGUGGCUGCCUCCCAAUGUCUGUGCUUCCUGAUGCCGCCCCACGGCCUCUGCCUGUCUGUGAUCCUGCCUCUGCCUGAUCUGGGGUCUGGGGAGACAGGAGCGGUCAGACUGUGCGUGCCAUGGUGGAGAGCUAGCUCUCAGUGUCCCUGCCCCGACCUCUUCUAGACCUGUGGCUUCCCUGCUCUCCACCCAAAGCCUGAGGCCAUCUUGGCCUUGUCAAGAAGCAUCCAACCACUGAGACUUUGUAGGCCACCAGGUGCUGGUCAUUGGACACACAGCCUGGGCCUCUGGGAAGGGUCUGGAGAAAUGCUUCACGGAGAGGUGUGGCCGUGGGGCUCGAACCUCCAGAACUGAAGCCCACUUCCUCAGAUCGGAACCUGCAUGUGUGUGAGAGCGCGUUGGUGCACAUGUAGGCAGGAAUGUGGGUACGUGUAUGUGGAGGUGUGUGUGACUGCACCUGUGUGUGUGUGUACACACACGAGUGCAUGUGUGUGAGUUCUCGAGUGUGUUCCCCUCAGCUGCCAGGUCAACAGCUGCUCCUCUCUGCAUCCUGUCUCGUCUCCCUGCGCAAUGGUCUGUGGCUGCUUCUGUGUGGGGUCCAGCCUGCGCCUGUAGAUAAAUGUCCUGCUGCCCCUUUGCCCGUUGUCCCCGGGGCUGCUGGCUUGGCUUUUCUUCCAGGCCUUUUCCCAGCUGCAAGCUCCUCCCCCGCUUCUGACUCUAUUGUGCACAUUCUAGCAGAAGAGAAGCUGGGGUUCUAGAGAGCAGAGCCAACCUUCUGGGGCCUUCCACGCCCCUGUCCCAGCUCCCAUGACGAGGCAACAGGGCCACGGACGCUGCACGUUCAGCUGCCCAGGCUCCAGGGCUCUCUAGGGCUGUGUAGGUGAGGCUGCCUUGGACAUUCGAAGGAGCCGGCAACCUGCAGGGGAACAGGGAAACCCCUUUCUUGAAAAGAAAGAGGGGCAUCCAGCCCAUGAGUCCCCCGCUGCCCAGGCUCAGUGGGAAGGAAGCUGCCCCGUCCUGGUGUCCUGAAGAUGGACGGGAGGAGGCUGCCUGCCUCAGUGGCAGGAGGUGCUAGAAGUGGACAUGAGAGACCAGCCACUGCAGGUAGCUUUCUGAAACCAAAGAGGGACCUGAUUUUCUUCUGACACAGCAGCAGCGUGUGGGGAGGAGGUGCCUGCCCAGAGAGCUGGAGAGGGCGUCCCUGCCCCCGGGCCCAGGCCGGUUCUGUCUGAUCCAGGCAUCGCCCCAGAAAGCUGCAGUCCAGUGGGCUCCACACAGCCCCCUGACCCCUGGACCCGGCCUGUGCCCACCCUGGCCCACCGUGUGACUGGGCCUCGUGUCUGACCUGUGCCUCUCCAGUGGGAUGGCUGGCACGGGUGACGCAGUGGCCUUUUGUUUUAUUAUUUCUUUUUCCAAUAAAAGGACUUGCUCAGCUUGA
This is a messenger RNA of Phyllostomus discolor (pale spear-nosed bat), 2867 nucleotides long. RefSeq names its product golgin A7 family member B (gene GOLGA7B). Bases 443 to 1018 code for a protein of 191 amino acids. The record is from RefSeq and is a predicted model, not a curated record. Gene Ontology annotation, cellular component: palmitoyltransferase complex. The transcript has 6 exons. NCBI's taxonomy places the organism in Eukaryota, Metazoa, Chordata, Mammalia, Chiroptera, Phyllostomidae. Gene Ontology annotation, biological process: peptidyl-L-cysteine S-palmitoylation; protein targeting to membrane.